This is a messenger RNA of Venustampulla echinocandica, 4554 nucleotides long. RefSeq lists its product as uncharacterized. NCBI's taxonomy places the organism in Eukaryota, Fungi, Ascomycota, Leotiomycetes, Helotiales, Pleuroascaceae. The record is from RefSeq and is a predicted model, not a curated record. The transcript has 4 exons. Gene Ontology annotation, molecular function: protein binding. The coding region runs from base 1 to 4554 and encodes 1517 amino acids.
AUGCGGAAGCGUUUAUUAAGGUCGGUCGACUUUUUAAGCAAUUCCCGGCGCGACCAAAGUCAACACUCACAGCCCAGAACUAAUUUGUCGCCGGGUGAGAGCAACAUUCCCCAUUCAACUUCAACAGUCCUCCAAGACGCAGAGUCCAGUACGCCGGCUGUUACAAGCCAAGUCUUACUACCACAAAACAUUGAAGACAAUGUCUCAAUCACCGAGCUCUGGACACAGGCAUACGAGAAGCUCCGAAUUGAGGAUAAAGGUCUUGUCGAAAAAUAUGAGAAAAACCUGAACGAGAGCUUAAGAUCUGAACAAAAUUCGGCAAUAGAACCCGGUGCAAGUAUCAGAGAGAAGACGGAGAUUGUUCUCAAGGACAGGAUGGACGAGGUCAACCGGAAUCAGUGGAAGAUCAGAUUCGGAACCUCAGAGAUUCCAGUUAAGGAAGUAGUACAGAACGUCGUUUCGGUAAUCAACUGGACGGAUGCCUUUGUCAAAAGCGCUAUAGGUGAAAACCUACCCGCAUCUAUAGCGUGGGCAGGAGUCAGCUUGUUGCUAGUGCCUAUCUCAAAUUCAUCAGAGCAACUGGCCAAGUUGGCAGCAGGACUAGAGGAGAUUUCAUCUCUCAUAACGCAGAGUAAAUUAAGAGAGAAGCUUUACAGGAAGCGAUACGAGCUCACAGUAGACGCCACACGGGACUUGCAAGGUCAUGCUGAAUAUAAGGGUACUUUGGAGGCGCUCUAUGUGCAGAUCCUGAAAUUUCAAGCAACAAGCUACAAUUACUACAUCAAACACUCUAGACCUCGUGUUCUUUCAGACAUGGUUGCCUGGAACGACUGGGAAACAAUGCUACAGGACGUUCAGCAGAAGAAUAAUGAGUUCGAGGAAGUUAAUAAGAUUUGGAAGGAUGAAAACCACUACGAAGAGUGGGUGGAAAUAAGAAGAUAUCAUGAACAAUCACUAACCCAAUGGAGCGGUAUGGCACAUGAGUUAUCUGGCCUGCGCGAGGCAAUCACAUGUAAUGAGAAGGAUAAAGAACGCAAGGACAUCUUGAAGUGGCUAUGCGAUAUCGACCCUUCCUCCAUGUACAAUACCAACUGCAACGCCCAUGUGAAAGGCACAAACAACUGGUUACUCGAGGAUAGUCCAGAGUUCAAGAAGUUGGCUACAACUCCACGCUCUUUCCUGUGGCUUCAUGGCAAAGCUGGCUCGGGGAAAUCUGUAUUGAGUUCAUCCGUCAUCAGUCACCUUAAAGAUAAAGUCAAAAGAAACUCUACAAUGGCACUGGCGUACUUCUACUUUAGCUUCAGCGACCAGAAGAAGCAGACAGUGGCAGGGAUGCUUUCAUCACUUAUUAAGCAGUUUUGCGCAUGUCGACCUAAUAUUCCUCGUGAUCUCGGCGAGUACAAAGUGAAAGACGAGCGCCCGAGCUUGCAACUACUCCAGGAAAUGCUCGCACAGUCGAUGAGUGGCUUUUCGGCAGCUUUUAUCGUUAUUGAUGGCCUCGACGAAUGUCCCGAGCAAAAUGAAAAUCAAGUUGAGGAACGGGAUUUGCUUCUUGUCGCUUUAGGUAACAUGGCUGCCGCCGACAAUGUUCAUAUAUUCUGUACUAGUCGGAAGGAGCAUGAUAUCAGCGUCGCCAUGAAGGAGAUAUUGGCUGAUUCAUCCCAUACUAACGAGAUUGAUCUCGCCGAUCAGCAACAUCAAAAACAUAUUGAUCAAGACAUUGGCUUAUUUAUUGAUACCAAACUUAAGUCGAAGGGUGCGAAUUUCUGGCCGGUGGAAAUAAGAAAAAAAGCGAAGACGAAGCUUCUUCAGAAGGCAGACGGCAUGAUACAGUACGUGUCGUACCAAUUCCAAGCCCUGAGCAAGUGUGCCACCAUUCAGGAAGUAGAUAAUGCUCUCGAGGAUCUCCCAGACGGACUUGACAAGAUAUACGAGAGGAUUCUUGAAAGCAUAGACGAAAAGUCUCAAGAGAAGGUCUUGAGAGUACUCAAAUGGCUGGUAUGUUCAGGACGUAGGCUCACUACUAAUGAAGUCGCCGAGAUUUUUGUUUUUUGUCCCGAAAACACACAUCUCUUGAGUGACACAGAGCGACUUUUCGACGACAACCUGGUCCUGAAGCAGUUGUCUAGUUUAGUUAUCAGCGAAAAACAUAUUUCCUUCUCUGGCACUUACACUUACGUUCGUUUGGCACAUUUUUCCGUUAAGGAGUAUCUGACUUCCGAUCGUAUUUCCAAAGGUCGAUCUGCGCGGUUUGGGUUUAAUGAAAUGGAUGCCAUGGUUGAUGUAAUGCGCGGUUGUCUCGUCUACCUUCUCCAAUGCACCGGAGACGAAAAUGAAGAAAUAUACAGCGGCAACGAUGGCUUCAAUCUACGUCGCAUAUUCAGACUGUACGAGUAUGCCAGUCAGUUCUGGCCUGUUCAUUUCGAAAACACGCCUCGCGAGUGCUGGCAGCCUGAACUCUCAAAAUUCGCACUGCGAGCGUUCACAAUGCGGAGCAGAAGUCUAGCUUCCACACUCAAUUGCUACCACCUUUCCGGCAUUAAAAAGUUAACGGAUCAAGACUUUAUGCUUCGGCCGUAUCUCUACACUGCCGUCCGUGGCUUCAUACGACUCACCGAAAUGCUAUUCUCAGCACACCAAUACUUGACGAAGGAGGAUUUAGACGUUGCCCUCCAGUGUGCUGCAUCUAGUGAAAGCCCAUCCCUAGUAGAGUUAAUACUGGAGAAGGGCGCCGACGUCAACGCAAAAAGCGCAGAGUUGGGAGAUGCGUUACAGCAAGCAGCAACGAGAAGAGGAAUAUAUGUCGUUACUCUUUUACUUGAUCGUGGUGCGGAUGCGAGCGCAAAUGUUUGGACUGAUUUGGAAGCUGUGGGUUACGGUUAUUUCCCUUAUAGGGACGGUGUGUGCGGAUCGGCAUUACAAGCGGCUAUGGCCAAUGGGCAUAUGGCAACUGUGAGGCUCCUUCUUAACAGAGGAGCACGUAUUGACUUGAAUUCCAAAGACACUAGCCUCGUCAUUGCAUCAGCUGUAACCCCAAAUUCAGUUGAGUGUCUGCAAUUUGUUCUGGAAAUGGGUGUGGAAAUGGGCGUGGAAAUAAACAAUAAGGGCGGCAGAGCUCUGCACAGAGCAGCCAGGAUGGGGAAUAUUGCAGCAGUGCGCAUGCUCCUAGAAAAAGGAGUCGAUGUUAAUGCACAAGGAGGCUGGUUUGGGAACGCUCUACAGGCUGCGUGCGUUCAGUACGAUGGCGAGGAGCUGGUAAGAUUUCUCGUCAAGGCUGGUGCCAACGUCAACAGCACCGGGGGUUACUAUGGAACAGCACUGCAAGCCAGUGCGCACCGUAGCCACGGCAAAAUAACCCGGUUUCUGGUCGAAAACGGUGCAGAUGUCACCAUUGUGCGCGGCAAGUAUGGAAAUGCUCUGCAGGCGGCUCUGGGCACCACCAAUAGCUUUUACGAUGACCCCCCUGGAAUUGAACUUUUUUCCGGGCAACGCAUGUGUAGUGUGGUUGCUGAGGGUAGUGUAUAUGGCACUGCACUACAGGCCGCAGGCAUUAGGCUACUUCAACCACAUUUGAUGAAGCAAUUGCUAAGCAACGGAGCCAAUGUGAAUGCUCAAGGUGGAUUUUUUGGAACAGCUCUGCAGGCCGCUUGCAGAGUCGGGUCACUUGAGGCGGCACGUAUGCUGCUUGACCAUGGCGCCCAGGUCAAUCUUGUAGGUGGAGUGUACGGGACAGCGCUCCAGGCGGCUUGCAGUAAGUGGGAGUGGAAGGGGGCCCCGAACCUUCAGAUUGUGAGGCUUCUGCUCAACAACCAUGCGGAUGUUCAGAUACAGGGUGGUUACUAUGGUAGUGCAUGGCACGCAGCAGCGGCAAAUUGCGCGCCUGAUGUGUUGGAGGUAUUCCUCCAAUGCGGAAUCGAUGUCAAUGAUGCACGUGGAGAACGGCACCCAACUGCUCUGCAAGCUGCCCUUCAAGUCGCAACUUGCUACCGCAAUCACACUGCCAAAAUCCAAUUUCUGCUAAACCACGGUGCUGAUCCUACCCUUGCUGCUGGCAAAUACGGCUUGCCACUCCAAUGGGCGUGCACAGCUGAAAGCCAGAAAAAUCCCCUCCCUGACGCUGUUUAUCUCGGGUCCUUGGGCGAAGCUUACAGACCGGACUGGGGAUAUGAAAGAGUGAAGUUCCUCCUUGACACCUGUUCAACUAUUGAUGUCAAUGCCAAAAGCGGGCUGUUCAAUACAGCGUUGCAAGCAGCAGCAUACAUGGGCUCCGCCAAGUUGGUUCAGCUGCUGCUAGAUAGAGGAGCCCAGUGCGAUGUAUAUGGGGCCAAGUAUGGCAAUGCAUUGAAUGCCGCGGUUAUCAAAGGCCACUGGGAUAGUGUGGAUGUGCUGCUUAAAGCUGGCGCCGUGCCUGACUGUCAUCGAGUGGACAGAGUCGAUGAGGAGUGGCUUCUGGAGGUUGAGAAGGAUGAUGGCCAGGGUGCUGUUCAGAGAUAUAGGAAGUUUUGGGAGGUGCAGUCGGACUUUGAUAAAAGUCAUCAACGGUCGGUGACAUGA